AUGUCUGUCUUUCUCGCCUACAACUUUGGCGUUCUCUUCCUGGUCCUCACCAGCUUUGCCUCCCUCUGGAGAGACAAUUAUCAUCAAUCGGUGUUAAUCAGUGGUGUUCACUAUGUCGCUCUUGUGGUCGGCUACACCGUCGCCGCUCAAGGUGGCGCUCGUAUCACCGACUGGCUCUGGAAGUACCUUACACGCAAGCGAGGACAAACUGCACCUGAAUAUCGAAUUCCCUUGAUGAUCCCAGGAAUUUUUUUCCUGAUAGCUGGUCUGUUUUGGUACGGUUGGUCAGCGGAAGCAAUAGCUCCAUGGAUCGUGGUCGACAUUGGAGCAGCGGUGUUUGGCUGUGGAGUGAUCCUCAGUACUCAGGCCAUGCAGCAGUAUGUAAUGGAAUCUUACAGUGAGUAUGUAGCAUCGGCAAAUGCGUCCAGUCAAUUCUUACGAAGUAUCUUCGGGUUUUGCUUCCCUAUAUUCGCGCCAGCUCUGUUCGAUCGUCUUGGAUAUGGAUGGGGGAACAGCACUUUGGCGUUCAUUAUGAUAGGUUUCGGUGUACCAGCGCCUUUUAUCAUAUGGAUAUAUGGUGCUAGGCUCAGAGAGAAGGGAAAGCAGAGGGCAAAGGGGAAAGUAUUCCUAGCUUAG
Molecule: messenger RNA, 636 nt
Organism: Penicillium expansum
Lineage: Eukaryota; Fungi; Ascomycota; Eurotiomycetes; Eurotiales; Aspergillaceae
Product: Major facilitator superfamily domain, general substrate transporter
Exons: 1
Coding region: 1-636 (211 amino acids)
Biological process (GO): transmembrane transport
Molecular function (GO): transmembrane transporter activity
Source: RefSeq, a predicted model, not a curated record